UGAUAAAUAAAGCGGUUGUAAAUUCAUCCUUUUUGGACGUUUCACAACGAACUUGUUUAACUUUUAACCGCAUUUUUCAACAAUAUGUUUAUAUAUCUGUUAUAUUUACUUGUGAAAUUGGUAACCAAACCAGCGGUUGAACUUUCAACCACAUUAAACCAGCUAAGGUACCAAUCGAACCCACAAACCGAGCGGUUAACACAAAUGCGAUUCAUUUAUUAGGGCUUGUAAUAUUGAGAGUUCAAACGAUGAGAAAUGAGAAUUCUGGUUAGAACAAAAGCUUGGAUUAAUUUCUUAUAAUAUAAUAUGGCGACCGAGUAAAAUUUGGAUAAACGCCUAACAGAAUUGAAUUAUAACGUAUACAAAGUCGUUAAUAUUAAGAUAAUCAUGGCGACUACUGAUUGGUUUUUAAAAUGCCUAAAGAAAAACAUUUAUGAGAAAAUCUGAAAAUGUAUCGCAAUCGACUGACUUUUUCACGUUUAUAUUUUCAACAGAAUUAGUUAAUUAAAUUUCAACGUUGGACUUUAUUAAAAAAAGAGGAAUCUGAGAGAAUAUCAAAGCUUCACACACUAAUCAAAAAGCUUUAACCAAAUCCUUCUCAACAUAUAAAUAGAAAGCGUUGCAUACUUUAUGAGAUAUAUAAUAUAGUAUUCAAUUAAAAUGGGAAACACUAUAAGGAGAAACAAGGCGAAAGUUAUGAAGAUCGACGGUGAUAUUUUCCGGCUCAAAACUCCGGUGACGGCGAGUGACGCCACGAAAGAGUAUCCCGGAUUUGUGCUGUUAGACUCCGAGACCGUGAAACGGUUAGGAGUUCAUGCCAAACCGCUAGAGCCGAAUCAGAACUUAAAGCCGAACAAAACUUAUUUUUUGGUGGACCUUCCGCCAGUAGAUAAAAAGAAUAAGCUUCCAUACCGGAGAGUUAUGUCCGGUAAUAUACAUAUUGGCGCCAAGGAGCGUUUGGAGAUGUUAAUGCUUUCCCGGAGAACGGUUUCCGAUGUUGGUGCCGCAAGAUCUACCGAAGCAGAUGGGCCUGAGCUUGGACAAAGGAGGGUGAGAUUAAGGCUGCCUAGGUCUCAGAUCACAAAGUUAAUGGGAGAGAGCCAUGAUGCUUCGGAAGUUGCGGCGAGAAUUAUCAAUGCUUAUAUGGAGAGUUCCGGUGAGAUGCAAGGCGGCAAAGAUAACGAUGGUCUUCACCGGAAACUUGGAAUUGCGGAGAUAAACAGCCAUUACAAAGCACGAGAGAAGCAUGUGAGUUUCGCUGAGAAAGGAGGAAGAGGAGAGAUCAUUGUUUUAUAACGAACAAAGCAAGAGUAGCCAUCAACUAUUGUCCAAGUUUUUUACCAAAAAAAAAAAAAAAAACUAUUGUCCAAGAUAUUAUAUUUUAAAAAAAAAACUAUUGUCCACGAUAUUUCUUGUACUGAAAAAAUGCAUUUGUUCGGACUCAUAUUUUAUUGGGCAUAUAUAGCUAUCAUCUCUAAACUUGAUGUCAAAAACGAGAUGAGACAUUUAUAAAUCUUGAUAGUUCUACCACAAAUUUUUAAUUAUAUAUACUUUUAUAAAGUUCGAGAAAAAAUUUCGGAAUUCUUUUUACAUUUAAUUUUUUUCC
Molecule: messenger RNA, 1606 nt
Organism: Arabidopsis lyrata subsp. lyrata
Lineage: Eukaryota; Viridiplantae; Streptophyta; Magnoliopsida; Brassicales; Brassicaceae
Exons: 2
Coding region: 661-1296 (211 amino acids)
Source: RefSeq, a predicted model, not a curated record